CACAGCGAGCCAAACAAGUCAAGAAUUUUGGAACUGUAUUUUAAUUUUCCUAUUUUCCUCUUUCUAAUCUCGUGGAGUCACCUUUUUCUCCUUGUAUUUUCAUGAUUAGAAUUCUGCUAUCUUUGAUUGUCAACAUUGAUCUCAACUUUCCUCCAAAAUGUCAAUAGAAAUUGAAUCAGCGGAUGUGAUCCGUCUCAUUCAACAGUACCUAAAGGAAUCAAAUCUAACGAAAACAUUACAAGUUCUUCAGGAGGAAACUGGGGUGACACUGAACACAGUGGAAAGCGUUGAUGGGUUUGUCACAGACAUCAACAAUGGACAUUGGGAUGUAGUUCUGAAAGCAGUCCAGUCUCUUAAACUUCCUGAUCACAAGUUGAUAGAUCUUUAUGAGCAAGUAGUCAUAGAACUCAUUGAGUUGCGUGAACUUGGAGCAGCUAGGACAUUACUUCGUCAAACUGAUCCAAUGAUUGUCAUGAAACAACAGGAGGCUGAUCGAUAUAUUCACUUAGAAAAUCUACUUGCUCGUUCCUACUUUGACCCUCGAGAAGCGUAUCCAGAAGGCAAAACGAAGGAAAAAAGAAGAGCCGCAAUAGCACAAGCCUUGUCUGGUGAGGUCUCAGUGGUGCCAUCGUCAAGACUGUUAGCCCUCUUAGGUCAAGCUGUGAAAUGGCAGCAACUCCAAGGGCUACUUCCUCCAGGUACCACCAUUGAUCUUUUCCGUGGUAAAGCUGCAAUCAGGGAUCAGGAAGAAGAAAAAUAUCCCACUCAGUUGUCAAAACAGAUCAAGUUUGGUCAGAAAUCUCAUGUUGAGUGUGCCCGAUUCUCGCCAGACGGUCAAUAUCUAGUCUCUGGUGCCGUGGAUGGUAUCAUUGAGGUUUGGAAUUUUACAACAGGAAAAAUUAGAAAAGAUCUCAAGUAUCAGGCUCAGGAUAACUUUAUGAUGAUGGAAAAGGCAGUUCUCUGUCUCUCAUUUAGCCGAGAUUCAGAAAUGUUGGUCGGUGGCUCAGAAGAUGGUCAAAUCAAAGUUUGGAAAAUUGCCACGGGACAAGUUUUACGAAAGUUUGAAAAAGCUCACACAAAAGGAGUUACUUGUUUACAGUUCUCCCGCGACAACAGUCAAGUAUUGUCUGCAUCUUUUGAUGCAACAGUCAGAAUCCAUGGUUUGAAAUCUGGGAAAACACUGAAAGAAUUCCGUGGGCAUACUUCCUUUGUAAAUGAAGUAACUUUCACCAUCGAUGGACACAACAUUCUAAGUGCAUCAAGUGAUGGGACAGUCAAGGUGUGGUCUGUGAAAUCAACAGAAUGUAUAAAUACUUUCAAAUCACUGGGAACAGCUGGUGCUACUGUCAAUAGUGUUCACAUUCUUCCUAAAAAUAACGAUCACUUUGUUGUUUGUAAUAGGACCAAUAUCGUAGUCAUCAUGAACAUGCAAGGACAGAUUGUGAGAUCGUUUUCCAGUGGUAAGCGAGAAGGAGGAGACUUCGUUUGUGCAACUCUUUCGCCUCGAGGAGAGUGGAUUUAUUGUGUCGGAGAAGAUUAUGUCCUGUAUUGUUUCUCAAUCACAUCUGGGAAAUUGGAGCGAACACUGAAUGUUCAUGAGAAAGACGUGAUCGGAGUUGCUCAUCAUCCCCACCAGAAUUUACUCUGCACAUAUUCUGAAGACGGGCUUCUUCGUAUCUGGAAGCCUUAAACAACACACUUUGAAAGAAUUUCAAAUUUUAAUAAGAAACCACAGCAAUGAAUCUGCACUGUUAGCUAUGAACUUGCCUCCCUGAAAACAUGCUGUAAUUUUUAGGAGCAUCUAAACUUUGCUUUGAAAGCUUUUAAGUAUGUUAGGUGAUAAUUUUCGCAAGGCAACUACAGCUAUUGCAUGCAUGUGCUGACUUUGAGCAUGUACAUUCAGAUGUUGUGAAAUUUUGAAACUGGUGGUGUCCUCAUUUAAUGUAAAAGGUACAACAACAAA
Molecule: messenger RNA, 1963 nt
Organism: Bemisia tabaci
Lineage: Eukaryota; Metazoa; Arthropoda; Insecta; Hemiptera; Aleyrodidae
Product: WD40 repeat-containing protein SMU1
Biological process (GO): mRNA splicing, via spliceosome
Molecular function (GO): protein binding
Source: RefSeq, a predicted model, not a curated record